AUGCCACACGCCGACGCAGCCAAGUUCGACAGUGGGAUAGACAAACCCACGGCGUAUGCGCAACUCCUCGACUCACUAAGUGCGCUCGUCGCCGACCAGCGGAACUGGGUUGCUAACACUGCCAACGCGGCAUCGCUGCUCUGGCAUUUGUACCAUUCCUUGCCGGCGCCGUCGUCAUCCGUCAACUGGAGCGGAUUCUACGUCCUCGAUCCCCGGGAUCCUGAUGGACAACAACUGAUCCUCGGCCCGUUCAUGGGCAAAGUAGCCUGCCAGACCAUCCGGUUUGGGAAGGGCGUCUGCGGCGCCGCAGCACAGCAGGGCCGCACGGUUCUUGUUCGAGAUGUAGACGAGUUCCCGGGCCACAUUGCCUGCGACGGCGACAGUCGAAGCGAGAUAGUGGUUCCGAUCAAAGUCGAUGGAAAGGUCGUCGGUGUCAUCGAUGUCGAUUGUGCAGAGGUCGGCGGUUUCGACGAGGCAGAUCAAACUGGUCUCGAGGCCGUUGCGGAUGUGCUGGCCAGAUCGUGCGAUUGGUAG
Molecule: messenger RNA, 534 nt
Organism: Exophiala dermatitidis NIH/UT8656
Lineage: Eukaryota; Fungi; Ascomycota; Eurotiomycetes; Chaetothyriales; Herpotrichiellaceae
Product: GAF domain-containing protein
Exons: 3
Coding region: 1-534 (177 amino acids)
Cellular component (GO): cytosol
Molecular function (GO): L-methionine (R)-S-oxide reductase activity; protein binding
Source: RefSeq, a predicted model, not a curated record